UCCGGUGCGUUCCUCCCUUCGGCAUCCGUCACGGUCCCAAACUAACACAUUACCAGGUGCAAUGGCAUCCAUCUCCAUCGUUACCGUUCCAGUCCUGUUCGACACCGUCACUCAGCCCCUCCCUCUCCUCACACAGUGGGCUCGCCUCUAUCACUAUGGUCACAUGGUCAUGCCUGCAUUCUGCGUGGCCGCAACCUCUCUCUUCGCGUACUCUGCGUUGCGCAAUCGCGUUGCCGCGAGCGCAACGAACCCGAAGCCGUGGCGCAUCUAUGCAAGUGCCGCCGCGACCACAAUCUCAAUGGUGCCGUUCACAUGGAUUGUAAUGGCUCCGACGAAUAAUAGACUGUUCGGUUUGAAGGAGCUGGCGGGGGGUAAGUCAUCAGCGGCUGACUUUGCGGAGGUUAGGGGCUUGAUUGCAAGCUGGGCUUGGAUGCAUAUUGCGAGGUCGGUAUUCCCGUUGGUGGGUGCGGUGUUGGGGUUGCGCGGAGUGUUGGGGGAGCUCAGUAUGUAGCUGGGUAGAAAGGUUCCAGAUACCAGGGUUUGGGUGUCGGAGUUGUGGGACUGAG
This is a messenger RNA of Westerdykella ornata, 566 nucleotides long. RefSeq names its product DUF1772-domain-containing protein. The coding region runs from base 62 to 511 and encodes 149 amino acids. The record is from RefSeq and is a predicted model, not a curated record. Lineage: Eukaryota; Fungi; Ascomycota; Dothideomycetes; Pleosporales; Sporormiaceae. The transcript has a single exon.